Molecule: messenger RNA, 1634 nt
Organism: Bemisia tabaci
Lineage: Eukaryota; Metazoa; Arthropoda; Insecta; Hemiptera; Aleyrodidae
Source: RefSeq, a predicted model, not a curated record
UUUCCACAACUCGAGUCAAAUAUCCUUCUUCUCUCCCUACAGCGGUAACAUUUAAAACUGGGACUGUCAACAAACAGGAAUAACCUUCCUUAUCACCAGCUUGAAGAGUGUUUACGUCAGGUCGCCACUCAGUUUUUUAUUCGUUUUUUGUGUGUUUUUGCAGCUAAAAAUGAGGUGUUAAACGUACUGCCUUUCAGUUUUUUAUGCUUUAGCCUUAUUGACCCAUGUAUUAAUUUCUCCUUCUCUACUUAUCACCAGCUUGAAGAGUGUUUACGUCAGGUCGCCACUCAGUUUUUUGUGUGUUUUUGCAGCUCAAAAUGAGCUGUUAGACGUUCUGCCUUUUAGUUUUUUAUGCUUUAGCCUUAUUGACCCAUGUGUUAAGUUCUCCUUUUCCACUUAUCACCAUGUUUACCUGUUUGAGUGGCUUUGAAAAAGCCAAUAGUGAAAAUCUACCCGAAGUUGAGAGCUUCACUUUGGCUGAAUUUUUGAAGAAAGUCGACGUCAGCACCAAAACCUUCAGAUCAAUGCGACCCACCUACUCAGAUAACGCGAUUGGCUAUGUGCAGCUGAAGCGGGAGGGCACGCUUUGUCAUGUCAUUGCUCGGAUAACGCCGGAGCAUAAAAUCCAAAAAGGGGCUUAUAAAGUUCAUUGUGAGGUUGAUGAAGGUCCAAAGUAUGCAACUAUCAAGGCAGCUUACUGUGAGGACUGCGCAGCUUCUCAAGGAGGAAAUUGCAAACAUGCAAUAGCAUUUGUAACUUGGUUACAUCGGAGGAGCGAGGAGCCGUCGGUAACCGAAACAAAGUGUUAUUGGAAGAAAUCGAGGCUUUCCAAAGAUGGGGCAAGUUGUAUGACAACAAUGGAGAUCGUAAGAGAGAGUGAAAAAUUGAAGAGAAGAAAACAAGCGGCAAAACAGCAGAUUCCAAUCACACCUGCAGACAGAGAAACCUUCUUUGAAGAACUUGCCUCCGAGUUUAAAGAUAAAAGUGACAACAUGCUAUUUGCUGCAAUGCUUAGUAGACAGAAGUCAUAUGCGACUCAUCAUUUACUUCUGGAUUUCAAAGAAACGAAUUUACCCCAAGAUGCAGACUCUUAUCUCCGGUACUGCUCAUCAGUUAUGACUGACGAAGGGUGCCGCAUUCUAGCAGAGGCCACAGAUAAUCAAGCUAAGUGUUAUUUGUGGUUCGAUUCAAGAUAUGGUCGUGUGACAGGUUCUAAGGUUCAUGAGGCGUCGAGAUGUAAUACCCCUGAUGGUUCCCUCAGCAACUCCAUUCUUGGUGCUCACAAAGCCUUUGACACAGAAGCGAUGGAGAGAGGUAGAAGUUUAGAGAAAGCAGUCUUGCAGGAAGUAGAGUCUCGUAUCGGAGAAAAAAUAGAGAAAACAGGCUUUGUGAUGCGCAAAGAAUUUCCUGCCUUCGGAGCUUCCCCUGACGGAAUCCUUAGGAAGCACAUUGUUGAGGUAAAGUGUCCCUCAAGUGAGCACACUGUGAGUGCUUAUCUGGACCAAAAUUUAGAACCAACCAAAAAAUAUAAAUCACAAAUGAUGCUACAAAUGAUGAUGUGUAAAAAAUCAAGGGGCUACUUUUGUGUGGCAUCUCCUGACUUCGAGACAUCCAAAAAAGUUACCAUCGUAGAG